AUGGCCGGCGAGAUUAUAACCAUUCAAGUGGGUCAAUGUGGGAAUCAGAUAGGGAAGCAUUUCUGGUUACAGCUAGCUAAAGAGCACGGUAUCGAUAAGGAUGGUCAGGGAAUCACGAAUAAUGAGGAAGUAAGAGACGAUGACACAAACCCAUUCUUCAAACUAAAUGACAGUAAUAGAUACACACCAAGAGCUCUAAUGCUUGACUUGGAGCCAAGUGCAAUUCAGGACGUUCAAAACACUUUCCCAGGUGUUUUUAACCCACGAAAUACCUGGAUUUCUCCAGAGGAACUAGGAGCUGGAAAUUCAUGGUCAAAGGGUUAUGAUUAUGGGCUGGCGAAUCAAGAGACUUUUAUGAAUAUGAUCGACAGAGAAAUUGACGCGACUGAAAACUUCGAAGGGUUCCAAUUACUGCAUUCUGUGGCCGGAGGGACUGGCUCUGGUUUAGGAUCCAGUCUUCUGGAAGCGAUAUCUGAUAGCUAUCCCAAGAAGUUUCUAACAACUUAUUCAGUGUUUCCCAGUGAUGAAUCUGAAGUUGUCAUACAACCCUAUAACACAAUACUGACCCUCAGAAGGCUGGAAGAAAAUAGCGACGCCUCGAUAGUAUUUGAUAAUAAUGCUCUGCUUAACCUCACAAGUAGGGUGUUUAGAGAUCCUUACACAAGUUAUUUGCAUACCAAUCAACUAAUAUCUGCAACGAUGUCGGCAAUUACGAAUCCAAUCAGGUUUCCCAGUUAUAUGUAUAAUUCGCUGCCUAGCAUUUUCUCCACACUAGUGCCGACUCCAGAGCUCCAUUUCCUUGUCCCAGCUUUCACACCUUUCACUUCGGAUUACGUUUCAGGUGGGAAAGAACCAAAGAACAAUACUGCGUAUGACGUCCUGCUCGACCUGAUCGAUGGAUCAAGCUCUUUGGUUUCAAACACAAUUGACAACCCAACGUACUACAAUGUGCUAUGUUCCUUAGUGGGAGCAGUUGAACAAAACGACGUAUUGCGUGCAAUAAUAAAGGCUCAACAGCGCUUACAAUUUGCGCCUUGGUCCUUUUCAUCAGUGCACGUAAACGUGGGAAGACGAUCUCCUUACCUUUCCGCUCAAACGCAUCACAAUCAUAUUAAUGGCCUAAUGCUGGCGAACACUUCGGCAAUCACGUCUCUUUUCACCAAGACAUGCAAGACUUUUGACAAGAUUUUCUCCAAAGGUGCAUUUCUUAACACCUUUAGAGAUGGCAAAAUGUUCCAAAACGGCUGGGACGAAUUUGCGGAAUCUCGUCAAGUUGUGCAGGACCUAACGGAAGAAUAUCUUGCCGCCGAACAGGAAACAUAUCUCGACGGCGUUCUGCUGGAGGAGGAAAACAUGGUCGGGCGCCAUGAUGGUAGACUAGAUGCAGACGGUGAUGAUAAUAUCGUGUAG
Messenger RNA from Torulaspora delbrueckii, 1410 nucleotides. RefSeq names its product gamma-tubulin (gene TUB4). Lineage: Eukaryota; Fungi; Ascomycota; Saccharomycetes; Saccharomycetales; Saccharomycetaceae. Gene Ontology annotation, biological process: mitotic sister chromatid segregation; meiotic spindle organization; microtubule nucleation. Gene Ontology annotation, cellular component: nucleus; cytoplasm; centrosome. The record is from RefSeq and is a predicted model, not a curated record. Gene Ontology annotation, molecular function: GTP binding; structural constituent of cytoskeleton. Bases 1 to 1410 code for a protein of 469 amino acids. The transcript has a single exon.